This is a messenger RNA of Pelagomonas calceolata, 1451 nucleotides long. Lineage: Eukaryota; Pelagophyceae; Pelagomonadales; Pelagomonadaceae. The record is from the annotation of a GenBank genome assembly.
AUGCUGGCUAUGCUCGGCUUCGCGCGCGACGGCACCGAGACGGCGCCGCCGCCCGACCGCCGCCGCUCGUCGGUGGCGUUCCAGACGCCCCGCGAGGCGUCGACGCGCCACAUCGGCGACGGCCGCGGCUCGAUGCGCGAGGGCUCGACACGAAAUACAAGAGAGGGCUCGGCGCGGGAUAUGGGCGAUAUUCACCGUGAUCUUACGCGCAUUGACUGGCGCGCCUUUGCCGACCAGGGCGAGGCGAAGCACGGCGGCGACCUGUGUAGAAAUCAAAUUUACGGCGCGGUUCGUGAAUCGCCGCGUCGACCUCCACGCUAUCGACGCGACACCUGCUCGAUGGCGUGGCGAUGCCGGUUCCUCACCGCUCGGCGGAGCCAGCGCGGCCACGUCAUCGCCGAGAAAGACUUAGUGAAGAAUUAUCGGGUGCACCCGACACACUGAUUGAUUUCCACACAGGCGGCGACGAGCCGAAGAAGCGGUUCUGGCUGCGCCGGCCGGCGUGGAUGCAAAAGAAGGACCCGUGCGGGCUCGAGGAGUGGAAUCCGCGCGCUUUGCAAAACGAGCGGUCCGUCCUCGACGCGCCGAACUCGGUUUUUGAUAUUAAGAAGACCUGGGCGGAGAUGCUGCCUUAUGUUAUAGAAUGCUUGGGAGUCAUCCUCUCGGCGUAUUUCUCCUACUCGAUCGCCCACUUCGGGCCGAAGGUGGAGCCGCAGCUCGCGUGGGCAAUCACCGUCACCCUCGCGUCGCUCUAUCAGCCGAACAUGGUAGAAGCCACCACCGUCGGAGCGAUCACAGGCAUGUCGUCGCACCGCCAUCCCGAGGUCGUUCCGGACUUCGGCUGGCUGGCGCUCGUGGCGAUCUUCGCCUCGGCGCUCUGGCUGGCGGCGCGCCACUGGAAGAUCGCCGAGGGGAACGGCGGACGGUACGGUACGGUCGCGUUUAUCGCGACGAACAUUGUGGUCGUCGUUAUAAUGAUCCCCGCGGGCAUCUUGCCCUGGAAACGCUUCUCGGCGGGGUUAGACCAUUGGCACAGCAUGGUCCGCAUCGGUCUGGUGUUACGAUACCUGGCCUCCUCCGUGGCGGCCGCCGUUUUAACACGUAUGACGAAGAUCGCCACGGGCCACCCGAGCGCGACGGCCGGCGCGAUGUCGGCGCUGCUCAUCACGUUGCUAGUCCUAGCCAUCCUCAACACCAAGGGCGAGUGGGUCUACGACGUGACGCAGGCCGUGACCAUGGGUGCCUUCGUCGGGAUGAGCGACGCGAACGUCCUCAUUUCGUCGCGGGUUCCGCUCGCCGGCGUGAUCGCGGUCGGCUACCGUCUGCUGACGGCGCCGUUCUGCGAGGGAUUCGCGGGCAUCGAGGCGUUCUGCGCCUUCCUAGCCGUCGCGACGCAUCGCGUCUGCCAGCCGCGCCAGGAGUCGUUGUUUGAGCGCAACGCGGCUUCGUAA